AUGGAAAAGAAAAUCCUUGAUGUCAUACUAGUCCCUACUGGUCUCGUUAUAAUGAUCGCAUACCAUUUAUGGCUUCUCUAUCAAAUCGUUAAACACCCCACAAAAACUGUCAUUGGUGUCAAUUCAAUCAAUCGUCGUUUAUGGGUCCAAGCUAUGAUGGAGGAUGUAUCCAAGAAUGGAGUUUUGGCAGUGCAAUCAUUGAGAAACAACAUAAUGGCAUCAACUCUUUUGGCUUCAACUGCAAUUAUGUUGAGUUCUCUUAUUGCUGUAUUGAUGAGUAGUAGAAAUGAAGAAAGAGGUGUUGUAGCUGUGGUGUUUGGUGAUAGGACUGAGCUAGUUUUGUCAAUAAAGUUUUUCGCAAUAUUGGUUUGUUUCUUGUUAGCUUUCUUGUUGAAUGUUCAAUCAAUAAGAUACUAUAGUCAUGCAAGCAUACUCAUCAAUGUUCCAUUCAAGAAACUGUCAUCAAGUCUUAGGCAACAGAAGCUAAAAGCUGAGUAUGUUGCAAACACAGUUAACCGUGGAAGCUAUUUCUGGUCACUUGGUUUGCGUGCUUUUUACUUCUCUUUUCCUCUUUUCAUGUGGAUCUUUGGACCUAUUCCUAUGGUGUUUUCUUGCUUUGCCCUUGUUUCUAUGCUCUAUUUUUUGGAUUCUGCUUUUGAAUGUGGUUGGGCUACUAUUGGAGUUGAUGAUGAUGAUUGUGUUGAAGGUGAAGUUCACAAGCCACAUUACAUUGACAUUGAAUUGGAAGAACCAAUUAAAAGUUAA
Molecule: messenger RNA, 765 nt
Organism: Vicia faba (fava bean)
Lineage: Eukaryota; Viridiplantae; Streptophyta; Magnoliopsida; Fabales; Fabaceae
Source: the annotation of a GenBank genome assembly